Messenger RNA from Fusarium redolens, 1884 nucleotides. Its product is annotated as general substrate transporter. The transcript has 6 exons. Bases 76 to 1716 code for a protein of 546 amino acids. Gene Ontology annotation, biological process: transmembrane transport; carbohydrate transport. Gene Ontology annotation, cellular component: membrane. Gene Ontology annotation, molecular function: carbohydrate:proton symporter activity. Lineage: Eukaryota; Fungi; Ascomycota; Sordariomycetes; Hypocreales; Nectriaceae. The record is from RefSeq and is a predicted model, not a curated record.
AGGACCCUUUCGUAACAUUCACGAUUCUCCAAUAGCGAUUGACAAACUAUUCGUUACUAACUUGCUGUUGCAAUCAUGGGUACGGACAACAUUGUUGUGAAUAAGCACACGCUCGAGGGGCUUGAUCUUGGUGAUCCUCACACUAUCGAGCUCAUCCAGCGCGCUCAGGAUGGAAAUGCCGCCGACAGAGAUCUCACGAUCCGCAAAGCCCUUAAGAAAUACCGGAAGGCUGUGCUAUGGGCCUCGGUCCUGUCCAUCAGUCUGGUAAUGGAAGGAUAUGACUUGGUGAUGCUCGGGUCCUUUUACGGCCUGACUCAAUUCCAAGACCAUUUUGGCGAGUACAGCGCCAAAGAGGGCAAAAAAGUCAUCUCACCAGCCUGGCAAUCGGGCCUCUCCAACUCGUCACAAGUAGGACAAUUGGCGGGUCUGUUGAUCAACGCAUACGCGCAAGAUAAAUUCGGUGCUCGCACUACAAUGAUGGUUUUCAUGGCCUAUCUUGUAUGCACCAUCUUCAUUCUCGCCUUUGCACCGUCUCUAUCUAUUCUGGCGUUUGGCGAGGCAUUGUGUGGUGUUGCUUGGGGUGUUUUUCAGACUCUAUCUACUACCUACGCUUGCGAAGUCGUACCUACGAUUCUCCGUCCAUAUGUCACAGCAUGGGUCUGUAUGUGCUGGGGCCUAGGCAUCCUGAUUUCAUCAGGCGUGGUCCGAGCAUGUCUGAACAUCGAGGGUAACUUGGCCUGGAAGUUGCCUUUCUACAUCCAAUGGGUCUGGCCAGUGCCCUUAUUUUUCGUGGCAUACUUCGCUCCCGAAUCUCCAUGGAAUGCCGUCCGUCGCGGUAAACUCGAGCUCGCUAAGACAUCUCUACGACGACUUGCCUCAGACGAUGGAGACAGAGAAGGAGCUAUCGAGGCGAGCUUGGCGUACAUACAGCAUACAACAGCUUUGGAAAAGGCAGAAACUGGGGGAGCUUCUAUUAUUGAAUGCUUCAAAGGCACCAACCUACGUCGAACCGAAAUUAACUGCGUUGUCUGGGCGGCCCAGAUUCUCUGUGGUAACGCCAUUCUUGGUUUCGUUGUCGUUUUUCUCCAAGCCGCAGGCUGGUCACAGGUCCAGUCAUUCAACCUCAACAUUUCUCUCUCAGCAUGUUACAUCAUUGGCGGCAUGAUCUGCUGGGUCCUUUUCCCUCACUUCGGACGUGCAACCAUUUACAUGAGCGGCCUCGUCUUCAUGUUCUGCUGCCUUAUCGCUAUUGGAGCUCUCGGAUGGUCCACUAGCAAAGACGGUUAUCUUGCAAUUGGCCUACUCUUUGUGGUUUCGACGCUUUGCAAUAUGAUUACCAUUGGACCAGUGUGUUAUCCCAUUGUGGCUGAGACUCCUUCUGGACGCCUCAGGUACAAGACUAUUGUCAUUGGAAGAUUUGUGUAUAACCUCACUGCCAUCUUCAACAACUCCGUAACGCCACGGAUGAUUUCUGCAUCUGGCUGGGGUUGGGGUGCGAAGACAGGUCUUUUCUAUGCCGGAACGAAUCUGCUUUGUUUCAUUUGGUGUUGGUUUCGCCUUCCUGAGACAAAGGAUCGUACUUUUGGUGAAAUUGACAUUCUCUUUGAGAACAACGUACCAGCGAGGAGGUUUAAGUAUACCAAGGCCGACCAAUUCGCACUUGAGAGUGAUUAUGUUCAGGAAAAAGUUGGGCCAGCCGUUGACCAAAUCGAUUGAACAGCCGCAGAAUCAUCUCAAUAUCGUUCAGACAAUGCUCAGGUAGUGAAUCCCGGAGGAUAGGAAUUGGCGACAAUCCAUUUUGGUUUUAAUAAGUGUACCUUGCAACUCAGGGUAGUUCUGUGAUCAUUGUGCAUUAAGAUUAAGAUACAGUAUUUUCAAGCCUAC